Messenger RNA from Mesorhabditis belari, 948 nucleotides. Lineage: Eukaryota; Metazoa; Nematoda; Chromadorea; Rhabditida; Rhabditidae. The record is from the annotation of a GenBank genome assembly.
AUGCCAAGCACAGCGGAAGCCUUUCAAAAUCUUACCGCGGCAGGAUCAACAGAGAUGAACGACGAACAAGAGGAGAUGCAAAAGUUCAUGCACAAUAACGAAACAGCCGUCUACACGUGGCUGAAAUCAUUGCCAGAGAAACCGAUCGCAUUCCCGAAAAUCUAUGGCUCGUUCGAUCUCAGCACCGAAACGCCGAUGAUUUUGAUGGAAGAAGUGAAAGGAGAUCUGAUGAAAGUCGAAAAUGGCUUCACUGAAGAACAGCUCUUUUCAAUUGCCCACGAAUUGGCUCGUUUCCAUGCGUUUUGUUUCACGAAUGACUCGUGGAAGAACAUCGAGUUUUAUGCAAUGGAUUUCGCGAAGUUCGACAAGUUCGAGGCGAUUAUGAAGCAAAUCACGGCCGGUUUAAAGGCGACUAUGCCGGGAUUUUGGACUUGCUUGGAUCCGCUUUUCGAAAAGACGACCACUCGCCAAAAUUGGGAAUUGGGAUUGAUCAGUGAAGACAAUCCGCAUCGCAUCGUGGCUCACGGGGAUCUUUGGUCACCGCAAAUCAUUUGGAGAGACGGGAAAAUCGCUACCAUCCUUGACUGGCAAGUAUCACAUUUGGGAAGCCUGAUUGAGGACAUCUCUCGCGUUUUGGCCACUUGUACCACAACCGAAUUGAGGCGAAAAUUGCAAUCCCGAGUUUUCGAUUCGUACUACGAAAAGUUGACUGAAGAAUUGUUGAAGCGAGAGCACAAAGUGCCAUUUGCACGUGGAUUUCUUGAUGAUGAAUUCAAGCGAAUUCUCCCAUUCACCCUCACACAGACGUUGUUCGCGUGCGCCAUUUGGGCCAAUUCGAAUGUCUUGAAAAAGGGAGAUUCGGACGAUCAAAAGCGUCAAAUGGAGAUUUUCUCGAGAACCCGGGCAUUCUUCGACGAUUCGAAUAAAUUACUCGGAUGGACGAACAAU